Chaetomium fimeti is the source of this 1236-nucleotide messenger RNA. RefSeq lists its product as uncharacterized. The transcript has 2 exons. Gene Ontology annotation, biological process: mRNA splice site recognition. Lineage: Eukaryota; Fungi; Ascomycota; Sordariomycetes; Sordariales; Chaetomiaceae. Gene Ontology annotation, molecular function: mRNA binding. Gene Ontology annotation, cellular component: U2-type prespliceosome; U1 snRNP. The record is from RefSeq and is a predicted model, not a curated record. The coding region runs from base 127 to 975 and encodes 282 amino acids.
CAUCUCCAAAGUCCAUCAUCAACAUUUGAAAGACGCCUUGCUAGCGACCAUCUUCAGCGGUCGACAUCCCACGCCCAGAACCGCGCAUUAUCGAAUUCGAUACACCACAUCUACCACAUCUUCAUCAUGGCGGCCGAACAACGAAAGCUGCUCGAGCAGCUCAUGGGCGGCGGCAUGGCGUCGCGCAGCGCACAGCUCCCACUGACGGACCCCAAAGUGUGCCGAUCGUACCUGGUCGGCACCUGCCCGCACGACCUCUUCACCAACACCAAGGCAGACCUGGGCGCGUGCCCGCGCGUGCACUCGGAGGCGCUCAAGGCCGAGUACGAGGCGCUGGCGGAGCCGGACAAGAAGAAGUACGGGUUCGAGUACGACUACAUGCGCGACCUGCAGAACCGCAUCGACUCGUGCAACCGCAACAUCGACACGCUGCAGCGGCGGCUGGAGAAGACGCCCGACGAGGUGCGGCAGACCAACGCGCUGCUCAAGUCCAUCUCGGACCUGGGCUCGACCGUCGCCAACGGCCUGCUGGAGGUGGAGAUCCUGGCCGAGACGGGCGAGGUCGCGCGCGCCUACGACGAGUACUACAAGGUGCGCCACGCCCAGGCCGCCAAGGCCGAGCGCGAGAAGGAGCUCAAGGCCCUAUCCGAGACCUCGGGGCCCUCGGGCCACCAGAAGCUGCAGGUCUGCGACGUCUGCGGCGCCUACCUGAGCCGCCUCGACAACGACCGCCGCCUCGCCGACCACUUCUUCGGCAAGAUGCACUUGGGUUUCGCCCAGAUGCGCAAGGCGUACGACGCUUUUCCGAAGGAGAUGCGCGGGAGGCAGCGCGCGCCCAUGCCGAUGGGUGGAGGCGACGAGGAGAUGGGUGGUGUGCCGACCGGGCCCGGGGGAGGGUAUGGGGACGGCUGGAAGGGGCCGAGGGGGCCGAGGAGUGGCGGCUUCCGCCCGCGCGGGCCGAGGAGGGGGUGGUAGCGGACGGACGGUGUGUGUAUACUUCGCAUUGGCAGGCGUUUUGGGCGUUGUUUGAUGGGGUUAAAAUGGCAAGAUAUCACGGUCGGGAUAUGGUCUGGUGGGUUCGGGCCAAACACGUUUGGUUAGGCUCGUGGAGUCAAGUAGAUUCCCCCAAAGAUCGGCAAAGUAAUUCAGUUCAUACUCAUGUGCAGGUGUGCAGAAACUGGUACGAGGGGGUGCUACUGGAAUCUCGGCAAUACUAUGUCUGAUCAACCUCAGCGU